This is a messenger RNA of Lineus longissimus, 1190 nucleotides long. RefSeq lists its product as uncharacterized. The record is from RefSeq and is a predicted model, not a curated record. NCBI's taxonomy places the organism in Eukaryota, Metazoa, Nemertea, Pilidiophora, Heteronemertea, Lineidae. Bases 567 to 1160 code for a protein of 197 amino acids. The transcript has 3 exons.
AAUUAUCACUAAACACCGCCUAUUGAAAUUGAAAGUACAUGAUCUGAGCUACCUUUUCAUGCCUUUUGUUUUGCCCCAGGUACAUUUUAAUGACAGGUACAGUACGUCCCAAAAACAAUGCAAUCUCAAAUUUCAGUAAAAAGGCAAUUUUAACUCUCCUUUAGCUCCAACACUGCAGUUUUUUAGGUGAUGCCACUUCCAGGUAAGGAAGUCAGAAUGCUGUUUUUUAAUUUGCAAAAGAAAAAAAUCCGGCCGCCCUCACGGUUUUCCGGUGAGGGGGUCGAGUCGCGCCCUUCUCACUGGUGCCCAUUUUUUGCCCAUUCCCUCAGAUAACUGACGAAAUACACAUGCUUUCCAAAUAAAAUUACAUUUUUAGAUGUUAGUGAACCCCCCUCUCCCUUGCCCCUCCCACACACUCCCUCAAACAACCUAGAGGCCUUUAUUACCCCUGUGGAGGCUUAGCGGUCUAGGCGGAAACGAACAACAGCAACGACAACAACAACAACAGUUACAGUUACAAUGCAUUGUGUACAUGCACGUGUACAUUGUGUGAUAGUCUAUUGAAAAUGGAACCUGAAAAAUCACAGUUGAAAUGUGGAUUUGCUGUCAUAUCCAAGGAUAUCGAGUGUGGUACUGACGCUUCAUACCCCAAUGACAAGAGUGUGAUCCCCUUGAAACAAUGUAAGAAGGACGUGCACUUCCAUUUGAUGCGUUGGAUGUCCUCCAGGAAAGCCAGUCAAGUCAAAAGUGAAUGGGAGCUCAUAGCACUUCGUGCUGGCGUGUUUGAUAUGAGUUCUCCAGUUCUGGACACCACAAUAUGCCCGAACCACCGAUACAAGUUGAGUUUAUCAUGGAAUCAGCAAAGGAGAUGCCAGCACCCACUUCAUCAACCCUCUAAAACAAGUCGGAAGCCCAGAAAAGAUGGUGGUUCAGUUCAUCGAGUGAUGUCUCGGGAAAUAUACAUCAAGUGGGGAGUUUUUGUCCCAGUUGGCUCAGCUCUGUGUAAAGGAUGUGAGGCUAAACAUCGAGUAUCUGUGGCAAAUGUAGAACCAGAAGUAGAACCAGCACCCAUGGAUACAGAGUCCGCUGUUGCCUCUUCCUCUGUUCAACCAGCCGACGCCUUAGAAAACCCAGCAGACGGGACAGAAGGGCAAAUUUGAUGGGUAAUGUUGUUGCAACAGUAUCAUAAG